Molecule: messenger RNA, 656 nt
Organism: Siniperca chuatsi (mandarin fish)
Lineage: Eukaryota; Metazoa; Chordata; Actinopteri; Centrarchiformes; Sinipercidae
Product: complement C1q and tumor necrosis factor-related protein 9-like
Exons: 3
Coding region: 172-612 (146 amino acids)
Molecular function (GO): protein binding
Source: RefSeq, a predicted model, not a curated record
GACGCUCCUUCUCAUGGUCGUGGUCCAGGCUGUUCAAGGUGGUCUUUGGGCCCAGGACAACCUCAACAGGGUCAGGAAAGAUCUGGAGGAAAAGGGGGGAGAGCUGACUGAGAACUGAGCAGAAAAGUCAUACUGAAAACACACACUUCAACAUCAUCACAAGUUUCAGUCAUGGAUUGUGUUCCACACUGCGGAAACAGCAUUUCUCCAUCAGGUGUUGUAGCCUUCACAGCCAAGCUGAAUGUCAAUGACAGCUACCCAAAAGAAAGUGGAGUGCUGAAGUUUGCCACUGUGCUGGUCAACGAGGGAGGAGGCUACAGUCCUGGCACAGGCAUCUUCACCUGCCCCGUGGAUGGCUUCUGUCACUUUACUGUGCAUGUAUCUGUGUAUGGGCGUGGACAGUGUGCUAUAUUCAAAAAUGGAGAGAAAGUAGUGUCUUUGUACCACACCAAUCUGCCUGAUAAAUGCAGCCAAGUGGCCAGCAUCAGCAGUGUGAUCAAACUGUCUAAAAAAGACGAGGUCUGGGUGAAUAACUGGGGGCCUGGCAAAAACGAUAUCUUUGCAACUGAAGAUAAUGACACUGUCUUUGUUGGGGUUCGUUUGUUUUAUUGACUUGUCAAUGAAAUGUCAAUAAAGUUCUUGGCUGUUUACUGAAA